UUGCGUUCAGGAACGAAAAAAAGAAAAUUAAAAAUAAAAAAUGAAACGGCAACAGAACUGGAACGAUAAAUAGAUUAGACCAGAUACGAUAACGAGACAAACAGUAUGACAACUGUUAGGGACAAUCGAAACCCUCUCGUUCUUGACAGGGAGAGAGUGACAUGCUUGUUGCUUAUUAAUACCCAUCUCAUGAAGAAAUCCAUCAAUAUUUAUAAUAAUAUGUUCUGUAACCCACAAGCUAUGCAACUGAUGCCUCAAGAAGCAAAACAGUUGGUGGCCGACUCAUAUCAGAAUUGUAUAAGAAGACUUCACUGUAAUUUGACAGUGUUGAACUAUAUUCACGAGCAAUAUCAUAAUGAUCCAAGUCAACAAUCAUCUCAAACUAAGGCUUCGUUCCCAAUAAUUUUAUCAGCUCCAACAGAUAUGCCCGAGUUAACGGAGUUGUAUAAUAAACUUCAAGAUUUGUAUCCAGAAGCCAUGCAAUACAUCAAGAUAAAGCUUCAACAAAUGAGAAGACAACACUAUCAACAAGAACAACAACAAGGUGCACCACCGCAGGGUCAACAACCACCACCACCGCAAUCGCAAGCACCACCUCAACAGCAGCAACAAAAACAACAAAUUCAUAAUAGACAACUUCCCCAACAACAAAUGAUGAGCAAUAAUAAUGCCAUUUUGUCAAAGAACUCUGGUAUGAUAGGCACUCCAAAUUCCAAUGGUUUAGGUACUCCUCAACAAGACUUUGUCCAACAACAGUAUUUUAAUGGUGGUAGUCAAAGUAAUAUCAAUUUUUCAAGUCCAAUGCUACAAAACGUUCCAACGCAAGGUCCACAAUCUCAAAACCCACAACAGCAUCAACAACAACAACAAGUUCAAGCAAUUUCUCCUCAACAAAUUCUACAACAAAUGAACUUAGGUCAAAGUAAUCCAAAUACGGGUAUUGACUAUCUUUAAUUUAUCUAUGUAAUUGUAUAUUAUUAUG
This is a messenger RNA of Scheffersomyces coipomensis, 982 nucleotides long. RefSeq lists its product as uncharacterized. The transcript has a single exon. The coding region runs from base 106 to 954 and encodes 282 amino acids. NCBI's taxonomy places the organism in Eukaryota, Fungi, Ascomycota, Pichiomycetes, Serinales, Debaryomycetaceae. The record is from RefSeq and is a predicted model, not a curated record.